AUGGAUCGAUUUAUAAGCAUGUGGAAGGUUCGGGAGCUGGCGGAUAAAGUAACCAAUGUAGUAAUGAACUACACAGAGGUGGAAGGCAAGGUGCGCGAGGCCACCUCUGACGAAGCGUGGGGCCCCACCGGCCAGCAGAUGCAAGAGCUGGCACUCGCCACCUUCACAUACGAGCACUUCCCAGAAGUCAUGUCCAUGCUGUGGAGGAGAAUGCUACAUGACAACAGAUCACAUUGGAGACGCACAUAUAAGUGUCUACUCCUCCUGAGCUACUUGGUGCGCAAUGGGUCAGAGCGGGUUGUGACGUCAGCUCGCGAGCACAUAUACGAUCUGCGCUCCUUGGAGAACUACACCUUUGUGGACGACGUGGGCAAGGAUCAGGGUAUCAAUGUAAGGCACAAAGUCCGCGAGCUAAUCGACUUUAUCCAGGACGAUGAGAAGUUGAGGGAGGAAAGGAAGAAGGCGAAGAAGAACAAGGAUAAAUAUAUUGGUAUGUCUUCGGAAGCGAUAGUGAUGGGCGCGAGGAGUGGUGGCGGCGGCGGCGGGGGCUGGGGCGAGUACAGUGACCGCGGCACCACGUGGGAUGACAACAAAGACAGAAAUGACGAGGACGACUACGAGAGGGAGGACUCUGACGGAGAGUACGGGCACAGGAAACCUAACAAAGAGAACGUGUACCACGACGCGGAGGUGAUCGCGGAGAGCCCGCCGCCGCGCGCGCUCAGCCUGCGCCUGCGCAGCCCCGCCAAACCCGCGCCCUCCAGGCCCGUGCCCACCACGCCCAGCAAGAAGAUCGACCUCGGUGCUGCAGCAACGUACGGUAAAACAACCACCACACCAGCCUCAGGUCUAGCCCCAGCAGCCGGUCUGGCCCCAGGUCUAUCCCCAGCGUCGGGUCUGGGACCUGGUGUAGCUUCGAGUACGACCAACUCCCAGGAAUUACUGGAUGACCUGUUCAAGACGUGCCCCGCGCCAUCGCCCACUAAUAGCGCUACUGUGGGUAGUCUGGUGGAAGACGACUUUGAUCCACGCGCUGAGGAGCCAGCCGGCGGCGGCGGCGGCGGCGCGGCGGACGGCGACUUCAGCGACUUCACGCGCGCCUUCACCGCCGCGCCCGCCCCGGCCUUCGCCGACUUCACCAGCGCCUUCAACAACAACAACGCGCCCGCCCUCGCUCCCGCCCCCGCGCCCGCCCCUGCGCCCGCGCCGACCUCGAACCUGGACCUGCUGUCAGAGCUGACUCCACCAGCGAACCCCCACAGCAACCCGGACCCGCUGGGCUUCGACCUGGACUCCCUCUCCGGACAGUUCGCCUCCACCACCCUGCAGCCUAUCACUACAGGAGAUACGCCGGAGCUAACAGCCACACAACAUCUACUUACCGAAGCGAUCAAAAGUUUCAUAGAAAAUGUACGAGCCAUCCAACGUGUUAAGAGUCAAGCCGACGUGUUGAAUGUACUCAAUACGAUCGAUAAUGUCAGAAAAUACCUCCCCGGACCAAUUACUGUACAGAAAUUGACCAAAAUGGACGGGAAAAUAUUCAAAAGUGAUAUUAUUGAUCUGUAUUCGCAGUUAUUAGGAACAGUGGUGAGGGUGCUGCUGCCGCAGUGGCCCUCCUUCAAAGAAGAGGUGUACGGUUUGUUCACAAUUGAAGAAGGCUUUAACAUUAGUCAUGAGGUUUUAACUAAUCUAUGCGGAUUUCUCAAAGGUGACCGAAAUAGUAUAGUUUUGGAAGCGUUGGCUUAUGUCACUUUGAAGUAUGCCAAAAGUGAUGCGAUUCUAGCGUCGAUAAUAGAUUGUAGUAGUGUGCUAGUGGAUGAUAAUAAGAGAUAUGUUCUUCAGAAUGAGUGGGAGAGUUAUGUCCAGCUCCUCGCGACCGUCCCAGAGAGAGUCGCCAACAGUCUACAAACUAAAACACCCAAAGAGUUCUCACACGAAAACUACUCGUAUCUACUCAUAUUCCAUAUAAUUCGAUGUAUCGAUUUUAUGUCCGAAAGCAGCUUCCAUAUCGGGAUGCAAUACGAUUUGAACUAUCUAUCACAUUUAACGUCGAAAUUCAUAACAAACUACAGUUUGAGCAACACUCAAGGGAUUUACAAAUUUAUCGAUGUUUUAGUCGCGUGGACAGACAACGAAAACACGGAUCAAUGUCGAUUUGUUCGACGAAAAUUGAUUCAGACGUUACUGAAUCGAUUAAAUCGUCAAGCUAUCGAUAAAUUUGCUCUCUUCCUCCUCAAAAGGAGUCCCAUAAACUACAAAAUCAAAGACCAAGCCAUAAAGCACGUUCUAGGUAACAAUAUAGACACGAAUAAAGACUGGCACGACAUACUAACUUUCCGAAUACCUUUCUACGUCCACCCAAAAGACUUCAGAGAUACGACGAUAGAAGAAAACCUUUUAUAUUAUAUCUCCACCAGCAAAAACUCCGUACAAAUUUUAACUGAUCUUAUCCACAAAUUGUGCAAAACUUGGUCCGAUGUCCAUUUGAAUAACGUAGCGAACAUCGAUCAUCACAUGCACACAUCGAUUUUAUUAGUACUCGCAGUGAAAUAUCGCAUCGUCAUUUGGCGGACGCGGAAAAGUAUGUGGGACUUGUCAGAGAUGAAAAAGGUUCUAUUCAAAGGCAUGUCCAAGCAUUUGGAUGUGAUUUCCCAAGAGUUUAGAUGUGUGGGCAUGGCCACCAUCGAGAUAUUGUUCAAAAUGCUGAUAGAAGUCGACGAUUCCGACAAAAAGGCGGUGGAAUGCUUGAAUUUUGAUUUUGAAGAAUUAGGUCAGCUGUGUUUGGAUAUUUAUAAUACGUUGAAAGCUGUCACGCGUAAAUGUCUUUUAGACGAGAAAGAUAAGCAAACAAAUGGAGAUGUUAGGCAAAUAGAUCUCAAGUCCACUUUGGAUGAAAUUGCAGAGAAAAUUCACAGCGGCCACGUUGAAAAACCCGUACUAAAUACGAUAAUGACGUGUGCGGUCAAAGGUCCGGAGCAAACUAAAGAAAUAGUUAAAACUAUAAUAUCUGCCAAACUAGACGCGUUGGGAAAGGGCGGGAAAACGGAAGAGGACUUAGAUUCUGACGACGACCUGCAGCCCUACGACAUGACCAACGACGUUCCGGUCGCGACCAAGAAAAAACCUAAAUAUUUACGAGAUCUCUUAGAAGUUAUUAAUGAAGCGAAAGAUUUCGACUCUUUCGAGAUGGCUCUAUUGGCCGCGGAGGACUUAGUGAACAAACAAUUGAAAAAUGAAGACGCAAAGCUGGCCAUCGAACUAUUAGAAGUUUUCGUGCACAUGGACGAGAAGUUUCAUGUAGAUAAUUUCAAUAGCAUCAAAUUUAAUACGUCUGUCGCAAUAGUUUGCAUUCAUCCCAAAGUGUCGGCGGAAUAUUUGUGCAAAGAAAUACACGCGGACGUCGGUCGGUACUCGAUUGCGACGAAAAUAUUCAUGCUCGAUGUUUUCACGGAAGCAGUCGAGAGAAUCGCAGAUAUGAAGCCAGAAGUUGAGGAAAUAAUUCCUAAACCUAGCAAAAAGUCUGAACCGAUUGUUAAGGAGCUAUCCCGCGAGGAGAUUCUCCGACGACGUUUGCUAAAAAAGACAAAAUAUUUCCACUCGAAACGACCCCAUCCGUUUUCAAAAGCGAAGAAGAACUUAUUUGCGGCCGUCUCGGACCACUUCUUCUAUCCACUCAUUAGUGGGUUCGGAUAUCGGCAGUUAACAUUAAGCCAUCAUAAUAUGAAGCAAGAUAUUGAUAAUUUGUUGUUACUGCGAUAUCUAUCAGCCGUUGGAACUUUGAUCCUGGCAUCCAAAAAUUGCCCAAAAUGCUCGAUUUACUGUCGAGAAAUUCUGCAAAUGGUUCUUUACUUGCGGUUCACGCCGAAUCCAUCGAUUCAGAUGUCUAUGAUAUCCAUUAUCGCGUCGAUAGCGGUCGCACUGCCUGAGGCUUUGCUGAAGGGAGAGUAUUAUGACGUGAUGAUGGAGCUGACGUCGUGGUUGGUGGACACUCUCACCAACCUCGAACUGACGAACAGGCUCGGUGGGCCUCAGUCCGAGCCCGCACAAUAUGCGACGGAGAUACUGAAUUUACUGGAGAAAGUCUUGGGAGAU
Molecule: messenger RNA, 4092 nt
Organism: Brenthis ino (lesser marbled fritillary)
Lineage: Eukaryota; Metazoa; Arthropoda; Insecta; Lepidoptera; Nymphalidae
Source: the annotation of a GenBank genome assembly